UGUCUGUCACCCACUCACUGCCUCAAUGCGGAUACCUGUACACGCUGCCUCAUGGGCAUUCAACUCGACCUUGCCAGGCGUGCCUUACGUACCCAUGACUGACUGGAGUAAACCCAGGUGGCCUUGUCCUGCACCGUCCCUUUCGUUUACCUACCUACCUAGGCUCAGCCUACCUCCCCAGUUACCUACCUACCUACCUACUUACCGGUUUUCUUAGCUUACAUACCUACCUACUCCAAGGACCGACCGGCCUACAUCCACCACCUUCGCUCUGUCCCAGCACUUCCACCUUCCCAUAAACGCACACGCACACGCAUACGCACGCAUCCCACCACUCGUUGCGGCAACACCUUUGCAUUCACGCACGACUGCCAUUUCUUGUCGAGUCGCCCAACUUUCUAGCUUCACCACAACUCACAACAACAACAAAAAGUCGACAUAAUAUACCUAAGCGAUCGACCGAGGCUCGCCUUCUUCCUCGGCUAACGGUCAACGUAGAGCAUCCGCAGCCGCUCGCAGCAUCUGCCCAACAUGUUCCGAGCUGCCGCAGCUGGUCCCUUUGAUGAGGGCGUCGCCAAGGCCACCGACGAGAAUUUGACCUCGGAAGACUGGGGAGCUAUCAUCGAGGUCUGCGAUCGCGUAGGCAGCGACCAGAAUGGGCCCAAGGAUGUUGUCCAGGCCAUGAUCAAGCGUCUUGCGCACCGCAACGCCAAUGUGCAGCUCUACACACUCGAGCUCGCAAACGCCCUCAGCCAGAACUGCGGCAAGAACAUGCACCGUGAGCUCUCCAGCCGGGCCUUCACCGAUGCCAUGUUGAAACUCGCAAACGACCGCAACACCCACAACCAGGUCAAGGCCAAGAUCCUCGAGCGCAUGAAGGAGUGGUCCGACAUGUUCAGCAAAGACCCCGACCUCGGCAUCAUGUACGACGCAUAUUUCCGGCUGAAGCAGAGCAACCCGACCCUGCAGGCUCCCUCGGCGCCCCAGAAGACGGGCCUGACGGAGGUGGAUCGUCAGAAGGAGGACGAUGAGCUGCAGAUGGCGUUGAAGUUGUCGUUGCAAGAAGAGGAGAGGAAGAAGGCACCUGCUGCGUCCAACGCUGCCGCUUCGUCAUCUCCCGCUGCCCCAGGUUCGUCGGCGCAAGCUGCCCAGCCGCAGGUUCAAUCAACACCCGUGCCCGCAGGGACGACAGCUGCUACAGUAUCGAGGGUGCGAGCACUGUAUGACUUCGUCCCCACGGAACCAGGCGAGUUGGAGUUCAAAAAGGGCGAUGUCAUUGCCGUUCUCGAGUCCGUCUACAAGGAUUGGUGGCGCGGCUCGCUCAAGGGAAAGACGGGCAUUUUCCCCCUCAACUACGUCGAGAAGCUCACGGAUCCGACCCCGGACGAGUUGGCGCGCGAGGCCCAGAUGGAGGCCGAGGUGUUUGCGGAGAUCAAAAACGUCGAGAAGCUCCUCACGUUGUUGAGCACGUCAAACCCGGCGCCGAGAGAGGAGGAUAACGAAGAGAUCUCGAAACUUUACCACCAGACGCUAGCCAUCAGACCCAAGCUGAUCAAACUCAUUGAGAAGUACUCGCAGAAAAAGGAUGACUUCACGCAGUUGAACGAAAAGUUUAUCAAGGCUCGCCGCGACUAUGAGUCUCUGCUGGAAUCCUCCAUGUCGCACCCUCCUCAGCCUAGCUACCACCAAUACGCGACGAGACCGGGCCCUGGCGGAUACUCGGGCGGACCGGGAGCAGGCUAUCCUCCUCAGGGUCCUCCUCAGGGACUUCCCCAGCAGCAACAGCAGCCACCGCAGGAGCAGAGAUACUACACUCCUGCACCCCAAGACCAACCGCAAUACCCCCAGUCCACACCGUCGCCGAAUUUCCAGCGUCCCGCCCAGGCCACGCCUGCUCCGUUUUACGUAGCUGGUGCAGAGGUCCCAUCGGCAGGCAUCGCGCCUCACAACCAGCCGCAUCAGCAUCCCCCGCGUGACCAACGACAUGCGUCCACCGGAAAAGCCCAGGUGCCGCCGAUCAACACCUCGCCUACGCCGCCAGUCAACGCGUAUUCUGCCUACACUGUGCCUCCAAAUCAGAGACCUCAGAGCACCUAUGGCGCCCAGGAGCUGGCGACUUCAGUCUACGACUCGCCCAUUGCUAGUCACAACCCAAACUCUGCCGCGACGUACACAUCAUCUGUCUACUCCCAAGAUGACUCGUAUAACACCAGCAGCCCUAUCGUAGGCACCUCGACCGUGCCUGCGCCAUCUUCUUUCCAACCGUCAGCACCGCCAGCCGGACAACCCUCUCAACCAACCCAUCAACCACAGUACCAUAGCUACCAGCCACCGGGGGCACAAAGUCAGGACAACUACAACAACGCCCCGACUCAGGCGCCGCCCCCUGUGCCAACUGGGGCAGCUCCAGCUCCGCCCAUAUCUGGUCCCGGACGGCCUGAAGUCUUGACGCCGCCUCCUCUGCAGCCGGGCGGCGCUUCGUAUGACUCGCGACAGGGUCUGCCUAGCCAGAGCCCAUCGCAACCGCAGUACCGGGCUUACGUGCCGCCAGGCCCUUCCACUGACGGGCCGAGUGCACCGCCAGCGGCGGACUACUAUCGACAGAGCGGCGUGUACUAGAUGGCGACGCAAUGACCGGAGAGCGACUGAACACCUCAACCCCCGAUCGAGGACCUGUCUUCGUCAUGGUCAACAGUAACCCACUGGAAAACAUUAGGUGUCGACGGGCCAAGUUCAAGUCGUGACCUGGCGUUGGUAAACGGCCAAGGGGACGUUGGGUAGAAGGGAGGCUAUCUGAUUGAUUGGUAACAAACAUUCAUUUCCGGAUGCUAGCGGGAUCGUUUACUUUUUUCUUCAUUCAUCCUUCCUUGGGGACAUUUAGCACAUUCGCCUUCGCUUUACCCCUUGCAGUCUUGUAUUGUGUAGUUGCUAGCCUGACGCGCACUCUGAAGAUCUUCAUACCCAAUAUGAAUAGGCAGACAAACUCGGUUUGUUGGUCGGGGGCGGCGCACUCCGUGACAGAAGGAAGCCAAUGUUGGGGAGGUUAUAUAAUAUACC
Colletotrichum destructivum is the source of this 3057-nucleotide messenger RNA. RefSeq names its product Putative SH3 domain, VHS domain, ubiquitin interacting, GAT domain, SH3-like domain superfamily. Lineage: Eukaryota; Fungi; Ascomycota; Sordariomycetes; Glomerellales; Glomerellaceae. Gene Ontology annotation, molecular function: phosphatidylinositol binding; ubiquitin binding. Gene Ontology annotation, biological process: protein transport to vacuole involved in ubiquitin-dependent protein catabolic process via the multivesicular body sorting pathway. Bases 532 to 2619 code for a protein of 695 amino acids. Gene Ontology annotation, cellular component: ESCRT-0 complex. The transcript has 6 exons. The record is from RefSeq and is a predicted model, not a curated record.